UCACAGCGUUGCCUGUGCUGGCAUGGAAAUUACCAGGUUAAUCAGAUGGAAGAAAACUUUUGAACAGAAUAGUAGAUUUAUGUUUGGGAAACCGAAAAUCGUCAAUGAGGAAGUGAAACUCAUCAGAGGUACUUUCCCGAGGAAGGGAAUUUAUAACCAACAUAUACGACAGUCACACAAUCGAAUGCAUUAGAUCAGCAAUAUCGAAACUGAAAAAUCACCGAAGUUCGAAACACCCUUGAUGAUGUAAGCGCCGGGCUGAGUUCCAAAUGCUAUGAUGUCGAGUUUCAGGAGUAUUACAUCUUAGAAUUGUCGACCAAACGCGGAGUCGGAAAAUUUACCAUCACUCGAAUUUAUACGCAGCGUGGAAAAGUAUGUCGAACUCAUCCAAUCAGCCCGCGUAUCAACGUUUUGAUACAGCAGAGAUUCUGGCAGAAUUCCUGGACUCUCCUUCGGAUCAUCAUAACUUGGUUACUACGGACUCUAGCCCUGUUGUAUCGCCCAACUUUCUAUCACAGCUAGUAAUGCAUAAUGAACCACAAUACCUCAACCCCCUUCAGCCUGGUUGCCCCUCACCGCCAGACAGCGAAAGAACAAACACACCUUCUCCCUUUGCAACUCACACCGUUCAAACACACAAUACCCUCCCAGAUGGGAACUUCGUUUGCGAACCCCUUAUUCCGAGUGCUGGACCGUCCGGUGCGGAUUUACGAGCGCCUUGUCAGUACCAGACUUUCAGCCUUCCGCGUGAUCGUGUAGGAGGAACCAAUUUUGUCCGAUACUCAGAUAGAAGAGUUCAGGUGACCCAUGCCCAUUGCAAUGAAGCGAAUAUCAAGAUCCUUAAUCCGCGGGCAGAAUACGACAAAGUGCAGAGAAAGCACGGACAUAGAGGGAAAUUUUCAGAGCAAAGAGUAGCAAAAGGAAAGGUUGAGAUGGAAAUAGACACACAGCUGCCUCUUCGUCAACUAGAAGUUUAUGUGUUGCGUGAUUUUGAAGCUGAAAAGAAGCUCUACAGUAAAGACCCAAAAGCAUACGGAGUAGGAGAGAUACGAUUUCCUGAGAAGGAUGUCCAAGAAAUGAAUACUCUUGGUCAAAACUCCAAGUACGUUUGCAAAAUCGACCUUGACUCCGUGUACAAAACAGAGGAUGGUAGGGAGAUUUACCGACUGGAAAAGACGAGAGGCUUAGAAUUCAACCGAUUCUUUCUAAAAGUCUUCCUCGAGUUAAACAAUGGACAGAAGUUGGUCCUUUUCCCUUAUGAGUUUGUACUAAAGAGCAGCAAGACCGUGAAAGUUCCGAGGGAACCUCAAAAUGUCCUCUCACCUCAAACAGCUUGCUCUUUAACCUCUCCUCGUCAAGGUCCUCCAGAUAGCCGGUAUGAAAGCUUUAUAUGCCAACAAAUCGAAGCGGAUAUAGCUAAGAUAAAAGACCUCGAAGUUGAACAGAUAAAAACAGCGAACCACGACAUCGCUUACUACGUCAAACGGCAGAAUGAAAGUCAAUUUGAGGAAGGUGACGUGGUGGGAUUCUUUGAAAGAAAAACAGGAGGCACUGUUAUCGAUUUCUUGACCAGUGAUAAUGCUCAUGAAGCCCGGCUGGCUGGUGUAAUAAGUAGGUCAGCGUACCUAGUCGGGAACACAGGGCAAUAUGACGAAGAAGAAGAUGAUGCUGAUCUUGUGUGCAUCAUCGGACAGAUUAAAGUGAAAGUCAUUGGCGAAGUGACACCUGGACAACUGGUUUACGCUUGCCCCAGUAAUAAGUUCCCAGGGGUGGCAAUUGCCACACCAGAACAAGGAGACGAUCGACGAACCUUGAUCGGCUAUGCUAUGGGUGGAUCGUCUGGUCCUGGGGUUUCCAAGGUGGACUGCAUUGUGUCUUUAGUACUGAGCAUCGGUGCGCAGGAGCAGUUACGAGCGUUGGAUCAAAUGAGACUAAGUAUCGAGGAAGUGAGGGAAAACCUGUACACUAGUAUAGAUACGGUUGGUUUUAGAAUUGCAAGAAUGCAAAGAGGCUGGAGAGGGUUGUGGAAAAAACUGCUUGCAGUAACUGUAUUCCUGGCAAUCGCAUCUGCCGUUUGUGCCCUGAUGUUAGCUCCAAGUUCUCCAUACGUCAAAGCCAAGUGCAGAGCUAAUAGUAUUAAAGGCCACUCGCUCACCUUUAAAUUCUAUCCUAAGGAUUCGGACGACGAAGUUAUUGUGAAAGGGUUGGAGUUUACAUGGGAAAAGCUGAAAAAGAAAUUAAGCCUGAGAUUCGACAAAAAAAAUGGAACAGAGGAAUACCGUUACUUUCUGAACAAGAUUCGCUGUGAAACCGGUGGAAUUCGUUCUGUUGCAUCAUGGCUUGAUCCGUCACCAGUGGAACCCAAGGUCAAUGUGCUUGCCGUAGAUCCUGCCUGUAAGGAGGUCUUCUACCACAGUCGGAAGGAUGGGAAAUGGCAACAGUACCAAGCUGUGGAAGACGUUCAUUGUAAUCAUUAA
This is a messenger RNA of Pocillopora damicornis (cauliflower coral), 2477 nucleotides long. RefSeq lists its product as uncharacterized. Lineage: Eukaryota; Metazoa; Cnidaria; Anthozoa; Scleractinia; Pocilloporidae. The record is from RefSeq and is a predicted model, not a curated record.